GUUGAUGUACUGUCGUUUAUGUGAACGGUUGCGCAGCGCACUAUUCUCUCAAUAUAUCCAAACACACUGACCGAAUAUCGACUUCAUUUGGAUAAAAUUCUACGUAUUUUUUUCUUCUUCUAUAUCGUGUGCGUGUGUAUCGUGAUUUCAAAACACAUCAAAUCACAUCUUUUCGAGAGAAAGAGAAAAACAGUCAAAUUAGCAUUGCGUUUUCAGCAACAGAAAAGUUGUGUGAGUUGUGCAUAUUGAGAAGGAGAGAGAGGAAAACGUUGCUAAAAGGCGAUAAUUUUUGUCUAAAUUCACCGAAUUCAGCGAUGAUGAACUAAAGAGGCAAACGAGUUACAUUUUAAGUGUUCGCUAAAAGCAAAAAUUGCAGCAAAUUGCAGCCAAAGUGGAAAUAAAACGAAACAAAAAUCUGUUGAAAAAGGCAAAACGAAAGAGUAAAAGUUCAGGUGUUCACCUUUCAAAACGAAGAGAAAAAAAAUAUUAAAGAUGAUUCAACGAAUUUCGUAAGAUUGACGUGCAGAUGAUCAAAGAGUACUAUCACAUGUAAAUUGUAGCCUAAACACAUAUUCGCCCUCUGAAUUUCACAUCGACCAGAAUUGGAAAGGUUGCAUUGGACAACAACAACAACAACAAAACAAGCGAUAAUAUUUUGAUAAAAAGAAAGAUUGAAACAAAAGAAGGGCACGAAAUUAGCAUUGACAGGCGCGAGUUGAUUUGAUUAGAAAAACAACGUCCGUGUUGGUGAAAUGAGAACAAAUUACAUAUGAGUUCAUUUUAAUUGUUCGAACUAACGAAAUACCAAACAUAUAAUAACAACAAUAGACAGUUGAAAAAACAAAACAACCAAAUUCGACAACACUGACAAGAGAAAAACAAAAUCGUAUUCUGCAUAUCACAGUAGCACCACAAAUAUAUCUUAUAUAUACGUGUUUGAUUAUUGCGAGUUAAACAUACAUGUAAAAAAAGCGAACGCGCUAGCCCAGGUGGUAUUGUUCAACGUAUUUUAUAUGACUCAGCCGAAAUAUUUGUGAGCGAGAACGCGCUUGAAUUGAAACUUGUAAGAGACAAUCGCGACAUUUGUUUCGAUCUCUUUCUCGAUAUACGCCAACACAUAUCCAAUUUGGGUGUUUUUUUUUUUCAUUCGUCCAAAACAUUUGAAUAUUGGACACAUUAACUUGUGGCUACCAAUUUUUUUCUUCCAUCGUUUUUUUUCUUCUUCUGUUUAUUUGUCAUAUUGUCAUUUUGGAUAUUCCGUAGCUGUAGUCGUCAUCGUCGUCGUCGUUGUUGUUAUUUUCGUUUAAUUUAUCGCGAUCACCAUAUAUACGUCAGGUGGGUUUUCUUUCACGCACAUCACAGUAUCUCACAGUUGUAUUUGAUCUCGCAUUCAUAUCGCAUCAAAUUCGGUGUGUAUUUUAUCAUACAACGUCCUUAGCGCAAACACAAAUAGCCACCGUUGCUAAUUAGAAUUGUUGCUACUCGUUUGAAUAUUGUGCACACGAGAGAAAUAGAUAGCACACACAAGAAUAAUAUUCCAAAGAAAUAAAAAAGAGAAAACAAACACAUACAAAGACAGAAUAAACGAAGGCGAACCGUGUUGCCGGAAUACGUCGUUCGUUGUUAGGCAUUCAUAGAUCGAUGAGUGAUGAGCGUUUAGUUUUAAAUGAGUCUGGAUUGUGAACCGAGUGAAUUAACACCGUUACGACGAUCAAAUCACUAUCGAAACAAACAGCAAUCGUCAGAACAAUUGCAAGCAGCAGCAACAGCAGCAGCAGAAGGAGCAGCACCAUCCCCACCAUCAGUACGGACGUCAUCAUCAACUGCAUCAUCAAAUUAUCCAUCGCAAUCGAUCGAUUUCAACGAAUACAUGUCAAUCAAUAAUAAUAAUCAUCAAGUCAUUGGUGGCGGUGGCAGUGAUAGCAGUCGAGGUGAUACAAGCGAACCAAAUUCACAGCAAGCCUUCAAUCCAAAAGCAUUCAUGAUGAGCGACACGAGGCGCGUUUUUGUUCGCAUUACCAUCGAUUUUAUCAUAUUGCUAAGUGUUGGCCUGCCGAUUUUAGCACUAUUCUUAUGGGGCAAUCCAUAUAAACGAGGAUUUUUCUGUGACGAUGAAUCACUUAAGCAUCCAUUCCAUGAGUCAACCGUACGAAGUUGGAUGCUCUACAUUACCGGACUCAUCUUGCCUAUCGGAUUGAUUUGUGCCACCGAAAUCAUUCAGGCGAAAUUGAGUAAGAUACCGGCCAAAAUAAAAUUGCAAGUAUUUGGAUGGAGCAUACCAACAUGGAUCACAAAUGCUUAUCGUCAAAUUGGUAUAUUUGCCUUUGGCGCAGCGCUCAACACAUUGACGACAGACAUUGCUAAAUAUUCGAUUGGACGAUUGCGGCCGCAUUUUUUCAGUGUGUGCCAACCACAAUUGUUGGACGGAACGAAUUGCAGUGAUCCAAGAAAUAUUGGAAAAUACAUUGAAGAAUUCACGUGUCUUGGUGAUUCUGGCGAACGAUUACUCAAAGAAGUGCACCUCUCAUUUCCAAGUGGUCACUCAAGCUUCUCAUGCUACACGAUGCUUUACUGUGCCAUCUAUUUGCAGUCACGCAUGACCUGGCGAGGAUCAAGACUAUUAAAACACUUUUUACAAUAUCUUUUAUUGAUGAUGGCAUGGUUUACAUGCAUGAGCCGCAUUUCUGACUACAAACACCACUGGAGUGACGUUUUGGCUGGCGGUUUGAUUGGUAUCACUGUUGCCACACUCAUUGCAAAUUUCGUAGCUGAAUUGGGUUUUCGGAAUCGGCAGCAUAACAAUUGUGGUGGUACUGUGCGCUAUGAUUUGGGCACCAAUGCACCGACCAACAAUGGAUCAAUCAAUGUUUAAGAAAUUGGAAACUCCGAAAAAAAUCACAUUAUUCACUUAUCAACUGCUUAGAAUGGAAACACAAUUAAAAAAAAAAAAACAUUAAAUAUUCAUAGCUUUAAUUUAUCAAUUUUUGACUGUAUAUGUACAAUUAUGACGCAAUUGAUUUGUGAGAGAGCAUAUGUACCUAUGUGGAUCAUUUGGUUAUAAUAUCGUUUUGGGCAAAUCCAGCAAAUGGUCUUAUUUGGAGAGGUGUCUCUUCGAAAAAAAAAUUUGACAAUUUUUAAAAUCUGUGUAUUUGAAAGAGAAAACAAAAAUUCAACCGCAAUCGAUUGCAUUUUUACUUUCGUAAAACAAUAACAACAAUAUUCACAGUACAAUUUUACUUUUCAAUUCAAUUUAAUUUUAUAUAAAAGAAAAGAAAGCAAGGCUUUUAGCAUUUUAAUUGAUCAUACUUUAGUUCUAAGGAAAAUUGUAUUUUUUUUUCUUCGGAAGUGUAGCAGCUUUAAUUAUUCUUAAAAAGAAAUAUCUGAAAGAAUCGCAUCGAACAGCAAUAAAUAAUAAUUAUGACACAUUAAUAAAGAGACGAGCCCGAUCAA
Messenger RNA from Contarinia nasturtii (swede midge), 3450 nucleotides. RefSeq names its product putative phosphatidate phosphatase. The record is from RefSeq and is a predicted model, not a curated record. Gene Ontology annotation, molecular function: phosphatidate phosphatase activity. NCBI's taxonomy places the organism in Eukaryota, Metazoa, Arthropoda, Insecta, Diptera, Cecidomyiidae. The coding region runs from base 1667 to 2872 and encodes 401 amino acids. The transcript has 7 exons. Gene Ontology annotation, biological process: phospholipid metabolic process; signal transduction; phospholipid dephosphorylation.